UGAGAAACUGCUUCCAUCCAGAAACGUAGAAACGGGGCAGACUCUAGUUAGUCACCAGCGGCGAAGCAGAAGCGGUUGCACUGCAUGGCAAUGAACGUCAUUUCGUUUCGCUGAGGUGGGAGAGAGGACGUGCGCUACAGAGCGGCAGCACCGGAUUGAUUGUGGGGGAUGCUACAAUUUUAUUCCGCGAUCCAGUCUCGCCUUUAGCUCUUGGUCGCCCCGUCUUUUUUUCCCACACAGCUCUGUUUCCUUCCUAUUUUGCUAUACGAUUCAAGCAGAAGACACGGCUGCAUUUGGAGUGUUGAUACAAAGACUGACGGUGUGGGAUGUUCUGCUGUCACAGAGAAACAGGCGCAGUGUAGCAGCUAAUGGGACUGCUCGUUGGAACACAGAGGUGACGGAAGCUUAUCUGGCAGUGUGAAAAAGAAGUCCAGCUGGGAGUCGAACAAGCAGGCGAGAGAGGUGGCCGGGCUGCCAUGACCCAGAGAGCGCGUGGUGGAAUCAGGGGGUGAAAGGUCAAGGGUCGGCUUCCCAUCGAGCGCCAGGAAGGCCCCCCCUGCUGGACCGAGCGAGGGACCGCGCCAGAGGACCGAGUCGAAGGGGAUACACCGAAAGACGUGCGCGGAGGGGCCCGGGGAGGGGCUAGCGGCAGCAGGAUGUGGGAAGGACUGGGAGUGCAGGUGCUUCUCGUCUGUGUAGGCGUGGUGCUGUGCAGCCACGCCCACUUGCCCCAGGACCACGCCCACCGGAGGCGGCUCUCACUGCACAGACACAGGGAGCGGGGCAAGGAGGGGCAGGUCCUGCACCGAUCCAAGAGAGGCUGGGUUUGGAACCAGUUCUUUGUCAUCGAGGAGUACACAGGACCGGACCCUGUGCUGGUGGGGCGGCUUCACUCGGAUGUGGACUCUGGGGAUGGAAACAUCAAAUACAUUCUUUCGGGGGAGGGCGCGGGCACAAUUUUCGUCAUCGACGACAAAACCGGGAACAUCCACGCCACAAAGACGCUGGACCGGGAGGAGCAGGCCCAGUACACGCUGACAGCCCAGGCGGUGGCCCGGGACACCAACAAGCCGCUGGAGCCACCCUCUGAGUUCAUCGUCAAGGUGCAGGACAUCAACGACAACCCGCCCGAGUUCCUCCACGGGCCGUACUACGCCAGGGUGCCUGAGAUGUCCAAUGUCGGCACGUCGGUCAUGCAGGUGACGGCGACCGACGCGGACGACCCCACCUAUGGGAACAGCGCCAGGCUGGUGUACAGCAUCCUGCAGGGGCAGCCCUACUUCUCGGUGGAGCCGCAGACAGGGAUCAUCCGAACAGCCCUGCCCAACAUGGACCGGGAGGCGCGGCAGGAGUACGACGUGGUCAUCCAGGCCAAGGACAUGGGGGGCCACAUGGGGGGACUGUCAGGGACGACGGAGGUGAAAAUCACCCUGACAGACGUCAACGACAACCCCCCCAAGUUCCCUCAGAGUGUGUACGCCAUGUCAGUGUCGGAAGACAAGGUUCCGGGCGAGGAGGUGGGCCGGCUGAAGGCCAAGGACCCUGACCUGGGCGAGAAUGGCCUGGUGACGUACCGGUUGAUCGAGGGUGACGGGAAGGGCGUGUUUGAGAUCGACACUGACUCAGAGACCCGCGAGGGAAUCAUUAAACUGAAAAAGCCUGUGGAUUUCGAGACCAAGAGGGCCUACACCCUGACGGUGGAGGCGUCCAACGUCCACGUGGACCCCCGCUUCCUCGCCUGGGGACCCUACAAGGACACGGCCACCGUCAAGGUCAUGGUGGAGGACGCGGACGAGCCUCCGAACUUCACCGCUGCCAGCUACGACUUUGAGGUGGAGGAGAACGCCCCCGACGGGACGGUGGUGGGACGUGUGCACGCCAAAGACACCGACGUCGCCAACAGCCCCAUCAGGUACAUGAUUCCUCGGUACACAGACUUGGAGCAGUUCUUCAGCAUCGGUCCUGAGGAUGGCAUAAUCAGAACAACCAGACCCCUGGAUCGGGAGACCCAGGGCUGGCACAACAUCUCUGUCAGUGCCACAGAAAUCAGCGGACACCAUCAAGAUGCUAAAGUUCGCGUCAACAUCAAGGUUAAAGAUGUGAACGAUAACGCCCCGGAAUUUGCCACCCAGAAUGAAGUCCUUGUGUGCGAAAAUGUUCCGUCUGGCAAGCUCAUUGAGACCGUUAGCGCGGUGGACAAAGACGAGAUGGCCCACCGGCAGCACUUCCGGUUCAGCCUUCCCCCUGAGGUCGCCAACAACCAGAACUUCUCCCUCAAAGAUAACAGAGACAGCACGGCCAGCAUCUACGUGAUCCGGAAGGGCUUCAGCCGGGUGACCCAGGACAUCUACCUCCUGCCCAUCGAGAUCAACGACAGCGGGAGCCCCCCCAUGAGCAGCACCAACACGCUGACCAUCCGCAUCUGCAGCUGCGACAGCAAGGACACCAUCCUCUCCUGCAACGUGGAGCCCUUCAUCCUGCCCGCCGGGCUCAGCACGGGGGCCCUCAUCGCCAUCCUCGCCUGCAUCGUCAUCCUGCUGGCGAUCGUGGUGCUGUUCGUCGCUCUGCGCCGGCAGAAGAAGGAGCCGCUCAUCGUCUUUGAGGAGGAGGACAUCCGGGAGAACAUCAUCACCUAUGACGACGAGGGCGGCGGCGAGGAGGACACGGAGGCCUUCGACAUCGCCACACUGCAGAACCCUGACGGCGCCAACGGCUUCCUGCCGCGCAAGGACAUCAAGCCCGAGCUGCAGUACCCCCUCCGGCCUGGCUUGCGCCCGGCUGCCAACAGUGUGGAUGUGGACGACUUCAUCAAGACGCGCGUCUCGGACGCUGACAACGACCCCACGGCGCCCCCCUACGACUCCAUCCAGAUCUACGGCUACGAGGGGCGGGGCUCCGUUGCCGGCUCGCUCAGCUCCCUGGAGUCGGUCACCACGGACUCGGACCUGGACUAUGAUUACCUCCAAAGCUGGGGCCCGCGCUUCAAGAAGCUGGCUGAUCUCUACGGCACCAAAGACUCCGCCGACGACAACUCCUAACGCCCGAGAGGUUUCCCUCAACACCCCCCCCC
Megalops cyprinoides (Indo-Pacific tarpon) is the source of this 3070-nucleotide messenger RNA. It is a transcript of the gene cdh11, whose product is annotated as cadherin 11, type 2, OB-cadherin (osteoblast). The transcript is spliced from 12 exons. Bases 657 to 3038 code for a protein of 793 amino acids. Gene Ontology annotation, biological process: cell morphogenesis; homophilic cell-cell adhesion; adherens junction organization. NCBI's taxonomy places the organism in Eukaryota, Metazoa, Chordata, Actinopteri, Elopiformes, Megalopidae. The record is from RefSeq and is a predicted model, not a curated record. Gene Ontology annotation, cellular component: catenin complex; adherens junction; plasma membrane. Gene Ontology annotation, molecular function: calcium ion binding; cadherin binding.